This is a messenger RNA of Strongylocentrotus purpuratus (purple sea urchin), 835 nucleotides long. RefSeq lists its product as uncharacterized. The transcript is spliced from 8 exons. Lineage: Eukaryota; Metazoa; Echinodermata; Echinoidea; Camarodonta; Strongylocentrotidae. The record is from RefSeq and is a predicted model, not a curated record. Gene Ontology annotation, molecular function: protein binding. Bases 244 to 777 code for a protein of 177 amino acids.
CCCAGGCCUACAUCUCCCAGGUUUACCAGACCUGUGUCUCCUAGAAGCAAACAGAAAGGAUCUCAGUGGCAAGGUAGACCGGUCCCUGCAUUUGGACAUUCAAACCCUGAGGCCGAGUAUGAGUCAUACCAGAAGCAUCAAGAAGCCAAAAGUUCUGUUCAGAUCCAGAAGCUCUUCAACAAGUCUUCAGCGAAGGACGCCAAGAAGCGACUUGGUCAGGCAGAGAAGGCCAGGCAGGAGAAGAUGGGCAGGGAAGCGUUUGAAUCAGAAAGAGCGUAUCUUGAGCAUUUAUGGAGGAGAGAGGUAGCGCUCUACAAGCGAGACGACGUCACCUUCAAGAACUUUGAGAGAGAGUACAUGCUGGAUAAACUCAACAAGAGUAAACUCAGGAAUGCGAAACGUGACAUGCUACUCCGAGAACAAGCCGCUGAAAACAGACAUCAGAUGGCCCUUCUCAAAAGGAUAGGACCGAGUGUAGAUAUUCAUGAGUUAUUCAAUGCACAGUCCAGAGGUGUGUCUAAGGCAGUCAUGAGAAGAGCAGCUAUCAGCAUACAGAGGUUUGUUAGAGGGAUGAUCAUCCGGAAAAUGCUUGCUAAAGUAAAGGAAAAGAGUCGCAUCCAUGCUGGCUCGUUCAAGUCUUUCAUCAAGUACUACUACCAGCUGAUGAAGAAGAUUGCUAGAUGGCAUGGUGCCAAGAAACCCAGGAUACAUCUAGACCUCUGGCAGAUGGAUGAAUUCAUGGAUAAAAGAAAUACUAUGAGUACAUCUUUGCUAUGAGGAUCCAUCCUGAGACCCAGAUGUCUGCCAAGGAUCUCCCAUCUUAUCUCAAUCUGAU